Alosa sapidissima (American shad) is the source of this 2147-nucleotide messenger RNA. RefSeq names its product rogdi atypical leucine zipper (gene rogdi). The record is from RefSeq and is a predicted model, not a curated record. Gene Ontology annotation, cellular component: RAVE complex. NCBI's taxonomy places the organism in Eukaryota, Metazoa, Chordata, Actinopteri, Clupeiformes, Clupeidae. The coding region runs from base 182 to 1036 and encodes 284 amino acids. The transcript is spliced from 11 exons.
AUAGCGGAAGUGAGUUGUCGAAGGGGCGGAGGGAAGGAUAAUUGUAAUGUGUGACACCGAUGAUCCCUCCUGCAGUUAAUGUAAACCGUUAGUUGACUCGUAGAGGACAAUUCUUGUUGUCGUUUCAGUCGGUAAUGCUUAGGAAGCCAAUAAUACUAUUUGUCACGUAUAAACUUUGAAGAUGACUGCUGCAAGUCAAGCAGAGAGGACUGUGUUGGAAGAUGAAUUCAACUGGCUGCUGAAAGAAGAAGUGCAUGCUGUGUUGAAACAGCUGCAGGAUAUUUUAAAGGAAGCAUCCAGGCGUUUCUCAAUGCCAACACCAGGAUUUGAGGGUCAACUUAAACAAGAGAAUUUUAUUCUUGGCAGCUCAACCAUGGACCAGGUGAAGGGAGUGUUGACUUUGCAGGGCGAAGCAUUAACACAGGCCGACAUUAAUAUAAAAGUGGCCAAAAGCAGUCAAGUCAUGCAUUUUGCAUUCCGGGAUGACAAACAGUGGAAACUGCAGCAGAUCCAGGAUGCCAGGAACCACGUGAACCAGGCUCUUCAGCUACUCAACAGCCGAGACGACAGUUACCAUUUCAAAACUGGGGCAGAAGUGAACAAGCUAAUGGAUGCGGUGAUGCUGCAGCUCACCAGGGCCCGUAACCGUCUCACCACUCCAGCUACCAUGACCCUUCCUGAGCUUGCCUCCAGUGGACUUAUGAAGAUGUUCUCGCCGCCCAUGCCCGGCGACGUGCUGGUGAACUUCUACAUCAACCUCAGCAAGCUCUGCUUGAUCGUGUAUCAGCUCCACGUACUGCAGCCAAACACCACCAAGAACUUUAAGCCAGCUGGGAGCUCUGUCUUGCAUAACCCAGGAGCCAUGUUUGAGAACAACAACACUAAGUUUGAGGUCAGUCACGUCCACAAGGUGGAGUGUGUGGUGCCAUGGCUUAACGACACGCUGGUCUUCUUCACCAUCUCUCUGCAACUGUGCCAGCAGCUGAAGGAUAAGAUAUCCGUGUUCUCCAGUUUCUGGAACUAUAGGCCAUUCUAAACCGAGACAGCCUCCAAAGAGCUUAAAUCACUACAGGUUCUCGUAAUUGUGCUUUGUAAAUUUCCCCAGAUGUUUACCGGUGUAAUUGGAGGUAUGAAAGCAGCUCUGUGAUUGUUUGUCCGUGUGGUAUUCAAAUAGGGUCAAUAAGCUAUAUUUUGAUGAAGGAGCAUGCAAAGCUCAUUGUCCAUGGUGCAGUUAGUAUAGAAAUAUAUGUAUAUGUGUAUACAGAGGCAUAUAUGGGUAACUUGAGGUCCUUAUUGGUCCAACAUUUCGUCUUUUUGUGAUGUGUAGCAUUUUACCCCUCUCUUUGUGCUGGACUACUUAGCUUUGUUUAUUUUGGGCCACAUGUUGUAACGGUUUGGACCCUUAGUGAAAGACACUUUAUGAAAGAAAUGUUGAUAGUCACGCUAUGUAAUUACAUUGUACAAAGAUCGUCCUGAUUGUCCUGAUCGUAACUGUAAAUCUGGAUCUUAAUCUUAAUAUAAUUCUGAGAUUUUAAUAUUUGUUCCAUUUCAGCUGGAUUUGUUUUUUCUGAAUCAUGAGUUUGUUUCCUGUUUUGAACAAGAGUCUUGUGUUAAUGAACACUAAAGUAAGAAGCCAUUUGUAUCAUUCCGUACCACUCCAGGUUUCCUGUAAUACCACCAAGAAAGGGUUGGAAAUGAACACAAAUUCACUUUCACUUCAGAAAGGCUUUUUUUUUUUUGCACAUUGUUCAGUUUGUAGCCAUUGUUGGUACAAUUCUAUCAUUCCAAAGAUGGUGCAUGGUGUCUAUGUUUUUACACUCAUACAGAAGGGAUAAGGAUUAACUCCGAUCAUUCCAUGACAAUAGAAGGAUGUACAUACAUAGCACAAAUCAAAAUGGCUUCAGGUGUCUAACCAGUGGUGAGGGCAGCACUUAAAUUUAUGUUUGUUUGUUUUUUCUGCACUUUUAUUCCUGUGCUUUUAUUUAUUUAUUUAUCCUUCAGUAUUGACUUAUUUUGCACUUUCUGCAUGGUUGUCUUGAUGUUCAAUUUAAUUUCAAUGUGGAACAAAGAAAGUCUUACACUAUUUUCAAAUGAAUAUACAUGGACCAUAACAUAUACUGUGCUAUAAAUAAAUGUGAUAAACACUA